This is a messenger RNA of Lytechinus pictus (painted urchin), 5144 nucleotides long. Its product is annotated as ileal sodium/bile acid cotransporter-like. The transcript is spliced from 5 exons. Gene Ontology annotation, molecular function: bile acid:sodium symporter activity. Gene Ontology annotation, cellular component: membrane. NCBI's taxonomy places the organism in Eukaryota, Metazoa, Echinodermata, Echinoidea, Temnopleuroida, Toxopneustidae. The record is from RefSeq and is a predicted model, not a curated record. Bases 743 to 1831 code for a protein of 362 amino acids. Gene Ontology annotation, biological process: bile acid and bile salt transport.
AAGGGAAGACCUUAGAAAUCUUCUACAAUCGUCCGUUUCAGAGAGUACUAAAUAACGUUGGUUUUAUUGCUGGGCAAAUCUGGCUGGCUGUGGACAACAACAGAGCAGCGCAUAUACUUUUUUACAAGUUAUCGGAUUGUGAUAUACAGUUGCCGCCAGGAGAGGAGAAGACUAUCUUAAACUUGACCAAAUAAUAUUGUUUGUAAAAUCUUGCUUCUGACUCGACAAGUAGUAUAACAUAUUCAACCGGUUAAGUUUCAUUGAAGCGUACUGAUCAUAGUAUUUCUUCCAACAAUAACCAAGUCGUUUCCUGAAGUGCAGGGUGACGGAAAAUAACCCAGGCCGGUUGGUUGGGUUUCUGUAAAACAAACUAUUGCAUCUGCUCCUUUUGUGCACGACUCCUCAAAAUAAUCUUUGCUCGGAUGUUGAUAUAGAAAGCCUUUGCUUCAAAGGGACUUUUUAUAUUAGAUUUGGGCUUCUCAAUACCGAAAUUUUUAUUGUUCUUGCAUGUACCUCGCAAGACUGCAAGAGCUGAUGUGAUACCCGACUGACAUCUAUAUAAAGUUGAUCAUAGAUGUGAUAACCUUGGAUCAGCUAGCUUGUUCUACUGGAGGACUAUAUAUAUAUAGUUCUACCCAGGAAUUCUAAGGAGCAGCAAUAAAAAGGAGAGGGGCAUCUCAGCUACAGCAGUAGAAAAAAUAAAGAUUGUGACGUUUGUUGGAUUGAUAUCUUUCUAAUCAUUAUGGAGGAUCUUCACUCACAUCUAAACCACAGUAUGUCACCAUCAGAUGACCCUGAUCAUCAUUCUGACAUUAGUACGGCCUUGCUCGAUACCCUCUCAUUAACCCGGGUCUAUCUCAGCGCUGCCGGAGUCUUUAUCGCUCUCUUCGGGAUGGGUUGCGUCAUAUCCAUCAAAGAUUUCUCUGAGCGGGAGAACCACCUCUCAAAGAGUGUGGUCAUCGGCCUCGCCUUCCAGUCUUUCAUCCAACCCGCCAUCGGGUACGCUCUCGCUCUCCUACUCGACAUGAAAGAGAACGAGGCGUUGACCAUCAUCAUGCUCGCGAUCUCGCCGGUGUCGCCGCUGUGUGCUGUCCUGGUUUAUUACGGCGAAGGCGUCGUCAUUGUCGGGCUUUGCUUGGCCAUGCUCUCUACUGCCCUCUCCGUCGGUCUCAUUCCAUUUUGGUUCUCUCUCUACUCGACUACCUGGUCCCACGAGUAUUACGUCAUUGCUCCGCCAAUCAACAUCGUACUGACAGAGCUGUUGAUAUUCUUUCCUACCCUACUAGGGGUGAUGUACCAGAGGAGGUUCGGGAAACUCAAGGGGAGAUUGAUGGCCAAGAUAUGCAGCUUCGGCUUCUGGAUAGCUUCCAUAGUUAGUCCAAUCGUGAACGCCGGUGUCAAUCCCGACUUCUAUGACGUUUCGUGGCAGAUUUGGGUCGGCGCCAUUUGUCUUCCGGUCAUCGGAUUCGUGUGCGGCCUGGUCUUCGCUCUCUUCGCAAGCCUCCCUUUCGACGUCUGCAGCGCUAUCUCCCUCGCCGUCGGCGUCCCGAACGUCUACAUCAUGAGCCAGAUCUCGGAGCGGUACCUGUCGGCUGAUCCGAAUACCUUGCACGACGUGCACGGUAUUAUCAACAUCUUCAGCUUUGUCAUGCCAAUAGAGGGUUUCAUCUGGGCAAUAUUGUAUCGUGUCAUCGAGGAAAUGUUCGUGAAGUUGACACCAACUUGUUGCUCCGGCGGUAUUGAUGAUGCAGAUGACAGUGAUACGAAAAGAUUGUUGGUCAACAUGGACAGUGGUACCGAGAGCGCAGAGAAUGCAGAGAGUGCUACUUGAAUGACCAGCGGCCGUCAAAUGCCCGGCUGGGGAGGGGGGGGCAGUCAAAUGUAUUGCUGUACACGUACGUGACCAAAUUAUUUCCAAACACCCCCUAAACAAGAUUUUCGCGGGCUUCACACAUUUUUUACCCCUAAAAAAGUUGUCGACAUGCAUAUAUACUGUACUCACUUAAGCAGUGCGCGUGGACAAAAAUACUGUAUGUGACAAAUUUCACGAUCUGUUUUCUCGUUUCCCAGGCCCGUUCCCAUAUGCAGGGUCGUUGCUUUACAAUCGGGAAGAACCCGAACACUUUUCAGAAACGAGGAGGAAAAAGCCGCGGGGAAACAUACCCUUAACAAGUUUGGCUAGUGUUAUAGAAAAGAAAAUUUGGUUGAAAAAACUUACCCUAAAUACGUUUGACCCCGCGAUUGACCAUUGACCAUGCUUUCAAAACCACCUUUUUUGUUUUUUGAAAAUUUGUGUUUUUAAUACCCUUAACGAGUGCAUGUGCGGCCCGCGUCCAAAAAAAAAAAAAAAUCGUUUUAGUAACGUGUUUUUUUUUGGUCACGCAUGUGUACAGCAAUAUAUUUGACUGGCCGCCCUCCCCCCCCCCGGGGGGGGGGGGGGGGUCAGAGGCCGUAUGGCCUGGCGCUAAAGGGCGAUAAAUGCCAAUUCAACUUGUUCAGGGAGGAAUUAAUCCUUGCUUCACUUGACAAUGGGGAGAAAAUUAGAAUGUUUCAUAUAAUAAAAUACAAAAGAAAUAGUGAGUUGAUGAUGUCUUCAGUCUUCUCAUUUGCACACCGACCAGGGUGUGCAUACAACUAUUUUGUGAAAUUAAGUGAAACUUUAAAAAGUCAUAACUUUUUUAUUUUACAUCCAAUUUUGAUGAAAUUUUCAGUGUUAUGCUUGCUGGAUUUUUCUCUUUUUAUUCAACCAAACUUUUUGUUGGGUGGAUUGUACUUUAAGUAUAUGGAACUAUAAUCUUAAAUGUAUUCUGUGCAAUGGUAAAUUAACCAAAUAAUAUGAUAAGAUAUAUGAUUAUGAUUUGAGAUGAGAUACAUGAUAUAGCCCAUUUGUCAGGUGGCAGUAUAUAAGUUGAACCAAUGAUCUGAAUAGAGUACAAAUCAGUAGGUUGAACCAACGAACCUCCAGGGCAUGAAAACUUUGCCGGUGUUGCUGCCCUCUACGUUCCGCCGUUGGAUUGUACAAAAUAGGUAUAAUAAAGUUAUUGAACAACUCGUGGGAUCACGCGCGUAAAACACUUCCCAUAUACACUCGUGUUUUAAAAUGGCACUGUUAAAAAAAAAUCAUAUAAAAAUAAAGUUGAAAUUAGAGCGUCGAAUGUUUACUACCAGUGGAUAGGAUUAUAUCUGACAUUCCAUAUCUGACCACAUAAGGGUAUUUCAGCUCAUUUUGAAAAAUAAAUCGGCAUUCAUAAAGAAAUCUCCUGACGGGUUAAAAUUCAUCACCUGAAAAAGUAAAAUAGCCCUAAUUCCUCCGCCAGCCAAAAUAGUUCCAAAGACAUCAAUAUUUCUUCAAAAUUUUGCCAAAUUAGAAAGUUCAGUAUAGUUGCCCCCCCCCUAUAAUCAGUGUCAUAUUCAUAUUUGUCAAUCAGCAAUAUAUCAAAUGAAAACAAACUUAGUAUGGGUUGGGUCAAAUGAAUAUAUCUUUUGCCUUCCAGUUGGCUCGUGGCACCUCAUCUACCGAUUGGAAGAAACGGGGAAGAGAUAGCGGCGAAGUGGAAACAAAAACCCUUACAGUCAAGUGCCUUUAUGAUAUUUCUUGGUUGAUCUGCUAAAAAUGAUUCAUUUAUAUUUUACUAUGUUCAUUCACCUAUAUUUCCGUAGGGGGUGUUUCACAAACUGACUUAAUUUUAAAUUCCUAUAUAGUUGCGUGCGUUACAUAAAAGGCAUCACCGCGUUGCAGUGAGUGACAUAAGUAGUAAACGUUUUUAUAAUCUGAUAUGUUUAAGACCGAAUUAUACGAAAAGAUGUUUUUGGGGAAAAUAUAUUGCAGACUGAUAUUUACUGGUUUUCUGUGUUUAAAAGAAACUUGACAUGUACAGAUGAGCUUCGUUUACGAGAGUUUAGUUUUAAACUUUUAUACAAUUUAUUACCCGUUAGAAGUAAUCUUUUUAAAUGGGGUCUUGCUGACGAUAAAUAUUGUCCGCACUGCCAUGUUAAAGAAGACUUAAUACACGCUUUUACUGAGUGUAAUUUGAACAAACAGUUCUUUUCUCAUGUUAGGAGUGUUGUGUAUACUUUUAAUGUCGCAUUUUGUGCAACACCUCAGUCCGGGUUGGUAAAGAAAAGUGGUAUAGUUACAUCACCAAAAAAGAACAUGAUUAAUGGCGCAGUCACAUUUCCCCUUCGGAGAGUCGAAAAUAGCCGUUUGAACAUUUUCUGUACCAGCUACAUAUAGGUGGUUUGAAUAAAAAUGAAUAAAACGGCUGUUUUCGACUCGCUGUACGACCGCCGUACUGGGGAAAUGUGACUGCAGCAUUAAACUAUAUUUCAAAUGGCACACAGGCGGUCGGUUUGUGAUGGUUUCUCGUGGUGUCAUUUGACUGCAAUAUAUUAUUAUUCAUGUCAUUUGAUUUGAUUGGUGUUGGUAAAAGCGCUGGAAUUAUGCGAGAACUUUCGUAUAUCAAUUAUGUCGUAUUUCGUCUUUAAUUUGUGGUGUUUAUGUAAUUGUGUACAUCAUGUAUUUUUACACAUUUCCUUUAUUAAAAAUAAGGGAAAAUUGAUAAAUGUUAACAGUAUUAAAGUUGACGGUGAAAUUAUAAAUAGCGAAUAAUCAUGAAUAAUCGAAUUUAUAAAGUCUGUGUUAUCGUGAAGUGUUUUUUUUUAAUGAUCAUAUUCAUUAAAUUCAAUUCUAUUCAUGGUUUAUCAAAAAGACAUGCCUUGCAGAACUGAAUUGCACAAGUUUACAGUCUCAAUUUCAAUUUCAAGGCAUAAAAUUACGAUUGAAAUCAUUUACAUAGAGAAUCAUUGAUAAAAGUAAUAAAACAACUAGUAAAGGUCAAGUCCACCCCGAUAAAAGUUGAUUUGAAUAAAAAGAGAAAAAUCAAAGAAGCAUAACACUGAAAAUUUCAUCGAAAUCGGAUGUAAAAUAAGAAAGUUAUGAUAUUUUAAAGUGUCGGUUAUUUUUCAAAAGUUAUGCACAACUCGGUGAUAUGCAAAUGAGAGAGUUGAUGAUGUACCUCGCCAUUUCUUUUUGUUUUUAUAUUUACAGAUGUUCGGGGAGGAAUCAAACUUAGUUUCAAAUGACAAAUGAAGAGAAAAUUAGAAUAUUUCUUAUUCCAUGUAAUGAAAUACAAAAGAAAUAGUGA